GCAGAAGGGGUGUCGCCUCCCGAGGCGGGGCUGCUGUCAGCCGUCCGUUGCCGCGCACUUCUGGCCGCCUGGGUGUGAGCUGUCCGCGGAGACGCGCGCCCGUGAGAUGCAAGGAACCGAGCGGGCCAGCAGGGAGGUUCACCUUGGACUCCAGUUCUGUUUCCCCAAAGUUUGAGAGGAUGAAAUCAGAAAAAUUGGAAGCUCAACCACCCACCCCAGGACAGCUGAGAUAUGUAUUCUUCCACAAUGCGAUACCUUUCGUAGGGUUUGGCUUUUUGGAUAAUGCAAUUAUGAUUGUUGCAGGAACCCAGAUUGAGUUGUCUAUUGGAAUUAUUUUGGGAAUUUCAACGAUGGCAGCUGCUGCUUUGGGAAAUCUUGUGUCAGAUCUAGCUGGACUUGGACUUGCAGGUUAUGUUGAAGCUUUGGCUUCCAGGUUAGGCUUAUCAAUUCCUGAUCUUACACCAAAGCAAGUUGACAUGUGGCAGACACGCGUCAGCACACAUUUGGGCAAAGCUGUUGGAGUGACUAUUGGCUGCAUUCUAGGAAUGUUCCCUUUAAUAUUCUUUGGAGGAGGUGAAGAAGAUGAAAAACUGGAAGAGAAAAAUUAGUCAUCUUAGAAUACCUAUAAAAAGAUGUAAACUGUUGUACCUCAGUUAUUAAACAUGCUGUCACAGCAUUUAAGAAUUAAGACAGAAACCUUGUAUAGAUAUGGGAUCAAAUAAUUCAGCAUGUAUUAUGGAAAACACUAACUUAUUGUGGCUUGGUCUUCUUAGGACAUCUUUUUUUAAAAAAACUAGUAUUGUUUUGUGUAAACUGUUGAAAUGCUUUUUCAUCAAUGGCAGUCAGCAUUUUAUCUUUUCCCUCUAUUUCUUUAUACAUCAAAUACUAUUUAAGUUUCAGUCGUUGAUGUACUGUACUGACCUGGGUUUGCUUACUUGUUACUUAUCAUGUGUACAUGCAUGAAAGCAUUUGUUGUUAUUCCCUGAUAGUUACAAUUCAACCUUAAGGUUUUCCCAGAUUUCUUAAGCUUAAUAUUAGUUAAAGAUUUUUUUACUCUCUUUUUGGCAGCAUCAAUUUUGUACUGUUUCACAGUAAACAUUUACGAUCAUGUAAUUUUCAGUAAUUUUUACCUCUCAUCUAUUCAAAAAGAAUGCAGAUUUCAAGUAUGUGUUACUCAUUUUAAUUUUCUGACCAUACUGUCUUAAGAGCCAGAGGUUGAUCAGAAAGAGCAAUUAUGUAGUCUCCCUCUUACAUACAACUGCACAUGCUAACAAGUGUACUUAUUUCUAGGUGACUUUUUUUAGCCUUUAAUUUUCCUCAAAUGAGUAAUUACAUGGUGGAUUCUGACUCCUGAAGGGAAGAAAAUGAUUAUUUUAUAGUUUUUUAAAAUAAAGAUUAUAGAAUUAGGGGGAAUCUAAGCAGUUGGACAUAGCACUUGAAUCUAAGAGGUUAAGUUUUUUUUAAGAGAAGUAGAAUUGGAAAUUGUCAAGAAGGCUUAUGGUACAGGAAGUAAAGUUGAAGUGGUGUUUGGAAGGUAAAUGAGAUACAAAUUCUAUUGCUUGGGAAGGAUUUUUUUCCUCCAAAAAGUGUUAUCUUCCAUCUGAAUAGAAUGAAUCUGAAUAUUAAACACUCAUAGUUCUAAUGUUUAGUGAAUUUAAUUUCUUUUGAAGUGAGCUAAAUAUCAUGUAUUUUGCUUUUUUGUUGUAUAAUCUAGUCAAAAGUUACAUAAGGAGAAAUAUUUUCUCCCAUAUUUGUCCUUUUUCUUCCUUUGUGCAAGUGCUUAAAAAGCAUAUGCUUGGUUAAUGUUGCUCAUUUCCAGUCUUGUGUAUGUAAUCAUGUAUGACUCAGAUUUUAAAUCUUUAAAGUUUUUUUUAGCAUGUUAUCUGUACACAUGCUAAAAAAUUACUUCUGUUUGUAACAGAGUAGACACAUCAUGGAAAAGAAAUUAAAAGUUACUAUUUUGGUUACUGAAAUGUUGCUAAGUAGAUGCACAAGAAGACAAACUUGUAUGAUUACUCUCUUUACAGGUAUAUUAUUUUAAGUUUCAUUUACACAUAGUUACUUUUUCUUAUUUUCAGAGAUUUUUUUUCAUAACAUGUAUUAAAUUCUCUGCACUUCAGAAUGAUUUAGUGAUAUCCAUUAAUCAUGAAUUUUGAGGGAGAAGGAAAAUACACAGUAUAAAGUAAGUAUAUAAAAUUCUUAUGCACAAAUAGUGUGACAUUCUCAUUUGAUUAAGAUUAUAUAACUUGAAAUCUUAAAAUUCUUUUAUAUCUUCCAUAUAUCACAUAUAAGCAAAAAUAUCUUUUAAACUUCAGAUUAUCAGUCUAUCAAAUUAUCAAUUAUUGAUCCUGUCAGGAUUAGAGUGAUUAAUAUUUUUGGUAAAUGUAUAAAUCCUUUUUUCCCUAACUUUGUUUAAGAAACAAAAAAAAAUUUUUUUUUUUUAAAUUUUGGUGCUUAGCUUCUUAAGUCCCAUAUCUAGAAACUUGGCCUAUAAGUUUAGAAAGAACUUUUUUUGUUGUUAUUCUUAAAAAUAAUCCAGUUCUUCUACUAAUGAAAUUUAUAUUAUUUACAGAAUGUUUAUCAGUUUAAUUAAAAAUCUGCAGAAUUAUUUAAGUUGCCAAAAUUUGGAAUAUAGAACCUUCAUACUGAAAGAUACUGUAUUUCACAGUCACAAUAAAAAAAAAUUUGAAUCAUUUAGAGAAUUGGUUUUCAAAACACAACGCCCUUCUGACCUUAAGUGGAGAUGUACAUUUUUCAGGGUCUUGGCCUGCUCUAAUACGGUGCUUUGCACAGGUGAUUUCUGAAGAAUGGGUCCUUUUCGGCAAAUGAUCUGUGGCCAUUAUUUCAUGUUACUUACACAAAGAACCUUAUUUCAGAUUGAAACUGGAACUCCUUGUUUCUCACACUAGCUAUUUCUCUGUUAGGAGCACUAAACUUAAGGUAAAUGCAGCGUGAACCACUUUAGUACUGUUUGUUUGAAAUUCGUGUUGUCCGUAUUUUACAACUUAUUGACUUGUUCAUGCAUGUAAACUGGGUGCAUUUUAUUGCUGCUGUAUGUUAAAUGGUGACCAAUGUUUUUACAAAAGAAUUGAGCAAAAAAUAUCUUUUAACAAAUUUGGAAUGUGGUUUUGAUUUUAACAUUAGAUUUUUUUAACUAAUCUCAGUAGGCCUUGCUUAUUCUGUUGCUAAAGGAAAUUAGGUUUAAUAAAUACAGAUUUGUUACAAGGUGGUAGCAAUAUCACUGAGACCAUGCAUGGAACUGUUUACUGCUCUCCUGAAAUCCACAUUUGGCAUAGAUGCUUGAGGGAAGAAUGAUCUCACCAUAAAUAGCAAAAAUGUCUGGAGACUGGGCGUUACAGCCGAGAUAUCCACACCACUCAUACAAUAAUGUCUCAUUUACUGUACCCCCUCUCUAGAAGGUAAACUCUGAAGAAAGUGGAAGUUCUUUUUUAAUCCAAAAGAUUGCAUAAAUUUUGAAGUUAACCUACCUAACUUUAGAAUUAUAAUUUCUCACCAUCUUUAAACAUUAUUAGAUGUGGUAGAACCUUUUUCUUGUGGUCAGGUGUCUUCAUGGACUGUUGUGUGCUAUGAUGCAGUACCUUAGAAAUCUAGGUCUUAGGAUUUUUCAUUUUCCUUUUUUGCUGCUCUUGUUUAUGGCUCUUGUUUAUUUCUUCUCUCUGCUUUCUCAUUUGUAUGGACUUAGGAAGUAGAUAGCCAUUCUCAGCAUAAAUUGUUUGGGAGUUACUAGAAAAUAAGCUAUGGAGCCUAAAUGAAAUGAGUACAGUAGUAAUAAUUGUGUUCCACUGUAGAAAUACUUUCUGCUAUAUACUGUAGUAUUUCACACACACUGCCACAUUGCAUAACACUGUUGGUGCUGUUAUCAUCUCUGUCUCAUAGUGGGCAAAAUGAGGCAUGGAGAGGCAAUUUUGCCCACAGUGUCACUCAUAAGAGAUCUGGAGUCCAACUUUGUCCAUGUGUAAGGACUGUGUUCUUCACUAGUAUGCAGUAGGGACAUCAGUUGCAUGGACUUUGUAAGGUGUGUUCUCUGUUUAGUUUCCUUUACUCCUUCAGAUUCCUUUAGAUGACUUAUUUUCUCUAUAGCCCAGGGGAAUUGUACGUACAGCCCAAAGAUUGAUUAGCAAAUUCUGUGAUUUUGAAUGUGUAUCACAUGCUAGGUACUAAUAUCUCGUCUUCACGGGGGAAGAAAACAACAGAAAAGCAAGUAUAUACUAAAUUUUUUUUUUUGUUCUCAUAUUGGUCA
Molecule: messenger RNA, 4261 nt
Organism: Fukomys damarensis (Damara mole-rat)
Lineage: Eukaryota; Metazoa; Chordata; Mammalia; Rodentia; Bathyergidae
Gene: Tmem65
Product: transmembrane protein 65
Exons: 7
Coding region: 180-608 (142 amino acids)
Biological process (GO): cardiac ventricle development; regulation of cardiac conduction
Cellular component (GO): mitochondrion
Source: RefSeq, a predicted model, not a curated record